AUCGAGCUUCCCCAAAAGAAGAAAUGGACCGAAGAAGAGAGAGCCGCUCUCGCCCAAAAGCUUGACGAUGAUCUCGAUCGGUUCAUGGAAGAAAUGGCAGCCAAAAAAGCAGAGAAACAAGAACCGCGGAAACCAUUCGAUUUCGAUGAGUGGUGUAAAGAAAUUGAUCAACAUCCAGCUUUUAUGAAAGAACUGCCCAAAGAUGGAAAGUAUCAAGAUACUAUUGAAGCUCUUCAGGCUAUGAAAUACGACAAAGAAGACGAUGAAGAUAAGCAACAGAAUGCUGAACAUCAUAAAAACGAAGGAAAUAAGCACUUCAAAUUUAAAAAGUAUCGUUGGGCAACAGACUGUUACUCUAAUGGCAUCAAAGAAAACUGCCCUGAUCGUAAACUAAACGCCUUGCUUUAUUUCAACCGUGCUGCUGCUCAGAAACAUAUCGGGAACCUCAGAUCAGCCAUCAAAGACUGUUCGAUGGGACGAAAGUUUGAUCCCACGCAUUUAAAAGGUGUUAUUCGGGGAGCCGAGUGUCUUCUCGAGUUAGAAUACGCCAAGGAUGCGAUGAACUGGAUUGAAAGCAGUAAACGAAUUUUCGCUUUCACAAAAGAGACUUCUGAAACUCCUGACCUAACAGACGAUGAGAAGAAGUAUAUUGAUGAAUUGGAGAAGGUACGAGUCAAAGCUGUGGAACUGUCACUGAAGGAAGAACGGGAUAAGCGGAAAUCCAGAGCCGAGGAAAGAAAGGAAACCGAAGCAAAGAAGAAACUUCUAGAUGCAUUGAAAGAGAGAAAUCUCAAUUUGAGUCCGAGAGUUCCUUUCGAUCACCCCGCACUGAUGGAUAUGGCACGUCUUACUGUUUCACUUCCAUUGAUGCACACGCAUGAGUGUGUCAAAUUCGACGAUGAUUCCAAUCUUGUAUGGCCGAUUCUACUGCAAUAUCCAGAAGCUGGUCAGACAGAUGUGCUCACUGAAACCAAUGAAACAACUGCACUUGGAGAGCUUUUGCAAGAAGUACUACGCGAACCAGCUCAGUGGGAUCCCGAACACAAAUUCAAAUUUGACAACGUCCGAUUUUUCAUCUCCGAUCAGUACGAUGAAUAUUUGAUGGAAGUUUAUGAGUGGAACGACUUCAAGACGAUUCUUAGUAUGCCAGGCAAUCUAAUCAAACAAGGCCUGCCUGUGAUAAUGAUUAUGACCAAGGAACAAGCUGAUAAAUCACUGGAAGCUCUGGAAGAAGGGCAAAAUAAAUUUGUUGCCAAAUAA
Molecule: messenger RNA, 1260 nt
Organism: Caenorhabditis briggsae
Lineage: Eukaryota; Metazoa; Nematoda; Chromadorea; Rhabditida; Rhabditidae
Exons: 7
Molecular function (GO): Hsp90 protein binding
Source: RefSeq, a predicted model, not a curated record